Messenger RNA from Cloeon dipterum, 5087 nucleotides. RefSeq names its product endophilin-A (gene EndoA). The transcript is spliced from 13 exons. Gene Ontology annotation, molecular function: protein binding. The coding region runs from base 284 to 1705 and encodes 473 amino acids. Gene Ontology annotation, biological process: synaptic vesicle uncoating. The record is from RefSeq and is a predicted model, not a curated record. NCBI's taxonomy places the organism in Eukaryota, Metazoa, Arthropoda, Insecta, Ephemeroptera, Baetidae. Gene Ontology annotation, cellular component: presynapse; cytoplasm; glutamatergic synapse.
GACGACAGAAACAAGAAACUAAAACAAACACACAAGCAGUGGUCCCUGCAGGUGAACUUCUCUGCCGGAGCUGCAAUUUUCGCAAAUUUCUCCGCACAUUUGUGGGUCAGGUUUUCUAGCUUCUGGCUUAGGGAAAGCCGAAACUUUGGUCAACUCUAAUUCCAGCGGAUCUUCAAGGAAACUGAUUUGAUUGGUGCUGAGCACCCUUUGCCGGACACCAAAACCACUUGGAAAUCAAUCAAUAAGUUAGUGGCGAGAGUAGUAAACAAGAAAAACCUCAACCAUGGCGUUCGCCGGUCUAAAGAAGCAGAUCAACAAAGCCAACCAGUACAUGACGGAAAAGAUGGGAGGCGCCGAAGGCACGAAGCUAGACGUUGACUUCAUGGAAAUGGAGCGGAAAACUGACGUGACCAACGAGCUAGUGGAGGAGCUGCAGAUGAAAACCAGGGAGUACCUGCAGCCCAACCCUAACGCCAGGGCCAAGAUGGCUGCCGUCAAGGGCAUUUCCAAGUUGAGUGGCCAGGCGAAGGCCAACACUUACCCUCAGCCUGAGGGUGUCCUUGGAGACUGCAUGGUCACGUACGGAAAGAAGCUCGGCGACGACUCGCACUUCGGCAUCUCGCUGGUCGAGUUCGGAGAAGCUCUGAAGCAGAUGGCUGAUGUCAAAUACUCGCUUGAUGAUAACAUCAAGCAAAACUUCUUAGAGCCGUUGCAUGCGCUCCAAAUGAAAGAUCUGAAAGAGGUCAUGCACCACCGUAAGAAGCUGCAGGGGAGACGGCUGGACUUUGAUUGCAAAAGGAGAAAACAGUCGAAAGGUUGUCAUUCAGGAGUGCGAAGGGGUCCAAAUCUUGGACCUGGUCCAUAUGGCUCAUCUUCGUCUAGUCCAUAUGGCAGUCCUGCUCGCAGCCCUGUUCCUCCUGGUUUGGGUUCUCACAUUCCAGAUGAUGAUAUUAAACAAGCCGAAGAAAAGUUCGCUGAAUCGCUUCACCUUGCCCAAAUAGGAAUGUUCAAUCUCCUCGAAAACGAUGUCGAGCAAAUUUCACAACUGGCAACCUUUGCGGAGGGUUUGCUCGAGUAUCACCAGCAGUGCACAGAAGUUCUCAAAGUUCUGAAUGAAACCAUGCAGGAGAAGAGAGAGGAAGCUGCGAUGAGACCAAAGAUGGAGUUCGUUCCGAAGACGUUGGCCGAUCUCAGCAUCGAGCCCAUCAUGGAUGGACUGAAUGGUGCGAAUCAUUUUAAGCCGCCACCCCCGUACUCCCGAAACCCUCCACCCCCAUAUUCCAAUAGCAAUGCAUACAACAGAGCUUCUGCCGCGCCUACGAUAGGAUGGAAUAUGCAUUCGGAGAAACGUACUACUCCCUCCCAGGAUGAGGGAUACCAAGGCUCUUCUCAGCAUACUUCACCUGUGCUUAAUAAGCCUAAUCAAUUGGAGCUGGGAGCUUCUGAUCAGCAAGCCCGCUCCAAUGCUGCUUCGCCACUGCCCUCGCCGAUGCGCAGCCCAGCAAGGACUCCGAUGAAUCAAACUCCGUGCUGCAGGGCUUUGUACGACUUUGAAGCGCAGAACCCGGGAGAGCUUGAAUUCAAGGAGGGUGAUAACAUCACGCUGGUUAACCGCGUGGACGAGAAUUGGUACGAAGGCAGCGUCAACGGCAAGACGGGCUACUUCCCUCAAAAUUACGUUCAAGUGGUGGUGCCACUGCCCUAAACAGUCAGUCGCCCUCCAGCUCGCAUAAUAUUUUGAGUAAUAAUUGCAAAUAACUUUGUAAUCAGCAAUUUAUUCUCUGCAUAUCCCCGAAAAUAACUGUUUCUUCCAUUUGAAUUCACCUCUCUCUCUCGCUCUCCCCCCCGUGGAUGUGUAUUCAACUUAAUAGGACGCAUCCGUUUCCCGUUAAAAAAAAAUGUUCACUGGUUGACCAAAUCAUUCUCAUUUAUAUUUGAUUGCAAUAUAUCCAAAGAUUAAGAGAAGAAAUAAGCACAAGUGCUUAGCAAUUACAUAGGACACAAUUGCGAACUUAGUCAAAACAAGUAGCUAUACACGAUAAGAAAAAUGAGACAGAAUGUAACCGAUUAAUGUAAGAAACGAAAAAUAUUCCCCUCUAAAUGAGUAAAGCGUUGUUGAUUCAAAAACUCUAAUUAAGGAACUGUUAUGCAAUUUGAAAUUCCAGGCCUCAAAUUUCAAGCCGGCGCAAGACGUACUCGUUACUCGCUGCAUAGUCUCUGUUUUAGAUGUUCUCAACUGGAUAUAAUGCCAAUUGAAAUUUGCCGGUCUGAAAUUUUGCAAAUGAUAUCAUUCACACAUACUAUACUCAAAACGAUCAUCUUAGGACCCGCCUCGACUGCAUUUCAACUCUCUCUUUCUCUCGACUCGUUUGUUUUGAUUAGAGAACAGAAUUGUCUCGUUAGGAGGCGAUGGCUACGGUUUUUUCACGGAAGCUUAUUGGAGUCUGGUGCGAAAAGGUAUGCAAACCUUCUCGACCGGCCUCUCGGACGGAAUUCGGGGGGUCUCUUUAAGAAGCGCAUUCUGGGGGCACUGGCACGAGCCCAUCCAGGAGUUGAUUCUCAAGGCGGCACCCUCUCGAGGUGCGACUGCUUUUGGUAAAGUCAAGACAAUACUUAUUAUUAAUUGAUGAGAAAUUGUUAUAUCAUAUAAUAGUGUGAAUACAAUAUGAAUAAAUACGAUCGCGUUAUUUUUAAGAUGAAUGUUACACCGUAGACUCUCUCUCCCAUUGUGUGUGAAUUACAUUAUCAUCUAAAAAAGAUUUUCUCGUUUAAGUGGCCGCAAAAAAGCCGGGCUCUUUGAGGACUAAAUCGAAAAUAGUGAAAUACCACAUCAGGUGUAGCCCUGGAAUUAAUUUGUAACGUGCCAAUCGAUUCCUGAGGUUGGCAUAAUUCGAUAUGACCUACCAAAAAUCGGUGGAUACGUAAAAACCGUUACUUUAGCGGUUUUUGUUCUAAAAGUGCGCCGGCGACCAAUUAGAGAAGGGAACGGUGAUCUCCGAUUGGCUCUAUGACGCAGUGUUGGUCAAAUAUCGAGACAGCAGCGCCACAAGGCAGAUAAGCCAGCAUUGAGAUGGUUCACACAGGAUACGUCAAUGGAUUUAGAUCCUAGUUACUCGAUUGUUGGUUCAUUUUGGAUUUGUUAAUCAUACCGAACAGUCGAAUGAACAACACUUGGAUCCAACAAUCGUCUCAGUUCCUUCCUGAAGCCAGUAACCAGCCUUGUCGCUUGACUCGCUUUUGCUGGUAGUUGCUGUGGCGCUACUGUCUCGAUCUAAGACCAAAAUUACGUCAAAGAGCCAAUCAGAGAUCACCGCUCCCUUUUCUGAUUGGUCGCUAGCGCACUUUCAGAACAUUAACCGCCAAAGUAACGAUUUUUACGUUUCUGCCGAUUUUCAGCACGUAAUUUUGAGUUGUAGACCGAGUGGUUCAGCUGUCUAACUUAAUUCGAACCACAGGAAUCCAUUGACAGAGUCAAAAAUUAAAUUCCAGCACUACUUUCAGCGUUGCGUCUAUGUGCCCCUCUUGUUCAUCUACCGAAUUUUCUGCCAAAUGUGUUGCUCUCGUGCAUGCCCCAGCUAUUUCAUGUUGCAGAUUUCAAAUCUAGAUGUUACGUGGGCUUGUCGUAUGAAACAAAGUUAUCAAGAUGAAACAACCACUUUCUGCCACGUUUGUUUGCGAAUUUUGUUCCCAGAUCGAAAGGCCGAAGUAAAUUCACUAUCUGCUCUAAAUGUGCACGUCUAAUAGCCUUAAAACAUUAACAUGAAAAGUGAUGAGCAACCUAGAAUGAGAUAUUGUACUGCCAUUUUUAAAGUAGCCAGGCGCCCGAAAAGCGUCCAAAGUUAUUAGAUUGAGGUGAGAGCAAAGCACAUGUGUGAUUUUCCGAUCGCCUUUUCGGUCGGCAGUGGAUUGACUUUUAAUAAACCUAAAUUAUACUUUAUCCCCCCUCCCCGAACUGUAGAUAUGUGUACCAUAUUUUUUACUAUUUAUUUGAAAUGUAGAUAUUUUAAUUUAGUAUAUUUGGUUCAUUGUCAAUCAGAGGCAGAUUGAACAUUAAAAGUGUUUAAAAGAAAUUGAUUUGGCGUGAACGUUGGAGGAGAAAGAUUGUUAUGAUGCACAUACCCCACUUGACAGGCAAAAUUUAAUUUAUAUUUCACAUUGGCUGUGAUAUGUUGAAAUAAUUUCCUUCGAAGUAUGCUUGUGUCAACAGGAAAUCACUACUUUGCCUACGAACUCUGAGUAGUUCAACUGCUCUUAUCAUUUUAAUUACAGUUACUUAUGCUAAAACAUAAAAUAUACUCACUCAGUGUAGACAUUUAUUAUUGCUAUUUUAAAGAAAAGACAAGCAACAAAUAGGUUCAUUUGUAUGGUACAAAGCAUAGCAAACGUACUCUCGACUCUUAACAAGUACAUCAAUAAGAAUUUGUUCAAUUCACUUGGUUUCUGCCCGAUUUAGGAAAUACAAGGAAAUUACACACACACUAUAUCAAUGUUAAGGAAAAAGCUAUAAAUGUUGUUGUAGACGUGUUUCAACCUAAAAAAGAAAAUGCCCCCCUCUGAGAUUAAAUAAAAUCCGCGAUAGAUCAUCACCACGGUGCGACGGCUCAAAAUCUAAUCGUAAUUUAUCAAAAUCCAAGCAAUAAAAUGAGAGAUUAUAUACAGAGACGAAAUCAACAGGGGGAUUUCUACACACAAAAUAAUCAAACUCACGAAUUUCAACGCUGCUGAACAUUCCGUUUUGCUUUUUACUUGCGUAAAUGUGUGCGAAGUUUACUUCUUAGCUGACAAAUAUGCUUCAUUUCUUCUCAUUAAUUUGAUUGUGUCGUAUGGGAGAACAGCUCACUGCAGACCUCUUCAAAUUCCUGCUUUCCACUGUCCCUUCAGAGAAAAUCCAUCAGUUUUGUCGUUCUCUUAUUAGUUUGAACUAAAAUGGGAUGUGCCAUAAACCGGUUUCAGAUUGAGUGAACACGGAUUUGAAGAUGUUGUCGUGUCUGUUUUCGUUAAUAAAUAAAUAUAGGUUAUGUUCAGUUCAUUGAGUGCAAAUUAAUGUGGUUAAAUGAAAUAAAGCAUUAGGUGUAUUACGCAAUCGA